AUGGAGCCUCGGAGAAAACACUCGACAAGCCUCCACACGUGUCAUCCGUGCCGGCGCACCACUCUCUACCGAAUCUAUGCGGUGGUUCACACGUGUGGCAUCAUAGCCCUCAUGUAUCACCAUGCACACUCACUUGUCACAAGAAGAAGCUCUACUCUAAUAACUUCUCUUCUUCUCCUCUCUGAUAUCAUUCUCGCCUUCUUGUGGGCCACCACAACAUCCCUCCGGUUAAACCCGGUUCACCGGACUGAGUAUCCUGAGAGAUAUGAAUCUAAACCGGAAAAUUUUCCCAAGCUGGACGUGUUUAUAUGCACGGCUGAUCCUUACAAGGAGCCUCCGUUGAUGGUGGCCAACACCGCCUUGUCAGUGUUGACUUACGAUUAUCCGGCGGAUAAGAUCUCAGUCUACGUAUCGGACGAUGGAGGAUCGUCCUUGACGUUGUUUGCUUUGAUGGAGGCUGCUAAGUUCUCUAAGCAUUGGUUGCCAUAUUGCAAGAAGAACAAUGUUCAAGAUCGGUCUCCUGAAGUUUAUUUCUCAUCAAAUUCUCAUCCUAAAGACGAGGAAACUCAAAAUCUUAAGGGGAUGUACGAAGAUAUGAAAAAGAGAGUAGAACAUGUGGUGGAUUGUGGCAAAGUUGAUAGUCAAUCAAUCAAAUCUAUUCAAUUUCCUGAAGUCUUCGAUUUGUGGGAUCACAAAUUCACUCUUAAUGACCAUCCUACAAUUACUAAGGUGCUACAAUCUAACGAGACAGAGAUAAUGCCAAACCUAAUCUAUGUUUCAAGAGAGAAGAGUAAAGUUUCAUCACAUCAUUUCAAAGCUGGUGCUCUUAAUACCUUGUUACGAGUAUCAUCGGUGAUGACAAACUCACCAAUCAUUUUAACACUAGAUUGUGACAUGUACUCAAAUGAUCCCACAACACCGGUUCGUGCUUUAUGCUAUUUAUCAGAUCCUAAGAUCAAUUCCGGUUUAGGAUUUGUGCAGUUUCCUCAAAAAUUUCAAGGAAUAAACAAAAAUGAUAUAUAUGCAUCCGAGCUCAAACGACCCUUUGACAUCAAUACGAUUGGGUAUGAUGGACUAAUGGGCCCAAUUUACAUGGGAACUGGUUGUUUUUUCAAUCGUCGGGUUUUCUAUGGGCCUCCAUCUAAGCCUGAGAUAGAUGAACUUGGACCAAAUUGGAUUGCCGAUAAGUCCAUCAAAGCCCAAGAUGUUUUGGCAUUGGCACAUAAUGUAGCAGGAUGUAACUACGAGCUUAACACCAAUUGGGGAUCCAAGAUUGGUUUCAGAUACGGAUCAUUAGUAGAAGACUACUACACAGGGUUUAUGCUCCAUUGUGAAGGAUGGAGAUCAGUUUUUUGCAGUCCCAAAAGAGCUGCAUUUUAUGGAAUUUCUCCUAAAUCCUUAGUUGAUGUAGUGGGCCAACAAAAGCGAUGGUCCAUUGGGCUUCUUGAAGUGGCUUUAUGUAAGUAUAGCCCAAUUAGUUACGGUUUCAAAUCAUUGGGCUUAUUCAUGAGUUUAGGCUAUUGCUACUAUGCGUUUUGGCCGUUAUGUUCAAUUCCUCUCACGGUCUAUGGACUUUUACCUCAACUUGCCAUUCUCUUUGAAGUUAGCAUCUUCCCCAAGGCAUCAGAUCCAUGGUUUUGGCUCUACAUCUUCUUGUUCUUCGGUUCGUAUACGCAAGAUUUAUUCGAUUUUUCAUUGGAAGGAAGCACUUAUAGGAAAUGGUGGAACGAUCAAAGAAUGUGGAUGAUAAGAGGAUUAUCUUCAUUCCUCUUUGGGUUAUUAGAGUUCACACUCAAAACCCUAAACCUCUCUACGUACGGAUUCAACGUCACUAGUAAAGCCAACGAUGAUGACAAACAGAGGAAGAGGUACGAGCAAGAGAUUUUUGAAUUCGGGCCCUCUUCGUCCAUGUUCUUGCCCAUGGCUACGGUGGCGAUCAUGAAUCUCCUUGCUUUUGUUUGGGGGAUUUAUGGUAUUUUCACUAGGGAAGAAGGACCCAUUAUUGAGCUCAUGUUAGCGAGCUUCGCGGUAGUGAAUUGCUUACCGAUCUAUGAGGCUAUGGUGUUGAGGAAAGACAACGGAAAAUUACCAAAAAAGGUAAGUUUCUUAGCUGGGAUCCUCACAUUUGUUCUCAUUGUGUUAGGUUACUUUUUAUUCAAGUAA
Arabis nemorensis is the source of this 2163-nucleotide messenger RNA. Lineage: Eukaryota; Viridiplantae; Streptophyta; Magnoliopsida; Brassicales; Brassicaceae. The record is from the annotation of a GenBank genome assembly.